UUCUCAUUCUUCAAUUUGUCUUCUUGUAGUGUUCAGAGAGACACAGAGAAUUGCAUUCUUCUAGCAGACGAAAAAGAAUUGGCUUCUCAUCAACUAAUGGCGUAAAACUCAAAACCAAAUCCUCACACGCUUUCCUUCUCCAAAACGCCCAUUUCGUCAUUCAUAUGUAGCGUAGUCGGUAGUCUUCGAAGCUUUUUGCGUGUUUUUUUAGACUGACAAACGUAAGAAAACGGAAGACCCCAAAUCAAUUUCAUCACCUUUUGCAGUACCAGACUAAUUCAUACAGGUGGUUUCGCUUUCCUUUCAUUGAUUUCACGUCUUGUUUAGACGGGUAUUUCAAAGUUUGGUCUUCUGAAAUUUCCCUAAAUCUUGAACUAAGUUAGUCGGUGUACGGUGAUUGAUUGGCUGGAGAGAAAACCCAUGUGAUAAAUUUUUUUUAUAUUCGCGUUUUGCUCCAAGUGUGAAGAAAAGAAGGGAAUUAGAGGUCACGAGGGGGCUGAGAAUCUGAUUCGAGGAAGCUGCUUUUGUUUUGGUGAAAAACCCUCUUGUAAAAUCAUUUACAUUUUUCAUUAUGAAAUCUUCUUGAAUCGAGUUCUGUGGUAUAAGGGGACGAAACCCAUAUAAUAUGAGAGCGGGGUUGUUCUGAAAUGUGCAAAUACUUAUUCAUAACCCAAAAGUUUGAAAUUCAGGCGUUUUUAGUAGCUUAAAAGAAAAAUACCUGGAAGGCUGUGUGUGCGGAUAUUUUAAUUGCUGUUUUGGAUGGUGUUUUUGUCUUAGUAUAGAAGUUCAAGUGAAAUUGAAAGAUGGAUGGUACCAUGGAGGGAGAGGUUAACAAUGUUCACUCUGAUGGGUUGAUUCAGAACACAAAUGGGUUAUUAGAAGAAAAGCUUGAUGAGAUUCGUCGCAUUUUUGGAAAAGCAGAUGGUGACCCUUUGAGGAUUGUUGGUGUUGGCGCAGGUGCUUGGGGUAGUGUUUUCACAGCAAUGUUGCAAGAUAGCUAUCGUCACCUCCGACAUAAAGUAUUAAUUAGGAUAUGGAGAAGACCUGGAAGAACUGUUGACAGAGCAACAGCCGAGCACCUAUUUGAGGUGAUCAAUUCAAGGGAAGAUGUGUUGAGGAGACUGAUUAGGCGAUGCGCGUACUUGAAAUAUGUAGAGGGAAGAUUAGGGGAUCGAACUCUGUAUGCUGAUGAGAUUUUGAAAGAUGGUUUUUGCUUGAAUAUGAUAGACACUCCACUUUGUCCUUUAAAGGUUGUUACCAACUUGCAGGAGGCUGUGUGGGAUGCUGAUAUUGUGAUCAAUGGCUUGCCAUCGACAGAAACACGCGAGGUGUUUGGAGAAAUUCGUAGGUACUGGAAAGAAAGAGUUGUGAUGCCAGUUAUCAUUUCUUUGGCAAAGGGUAUAGAGGCUGAAUUGGAGCCUGAACCUCGCAUAAUUACCCCCACUCAAAUGAUCAAUCGAGCAACUGAAGUUCCCAUGGAGAACAUUCUCUAUCUUGGAGGGCCUAAUAUUGCGGCAGAAAUUUACAACAAGGAAUAUGCUAAUGCUCGGAUAUGUGGAGCUGAAAAGUGGAGGAAACCAUUAGCAAGGUUUUUGAGGCAGCCCCAUUUUAUCGUCUGGGAUAAUGGUGAUCUUGUCACUCAUGAAGUUAUGGGUGGCUUAAAGAAUGUAUAUGCCAUUGGAGCUGGUAUGAUAGCAGCGCUAACCAAUGAGAGUGCUACCAGCAAAUCAGUGUACUUUGCUCAUUGCACAUCAGAGAUGAUAUUUAUUACUCAUCUUUUGGCAGAAGAUCCAGAGAAGCUUGCAGGUCCUCUGUUGGCUGACACGUAUGUAACCUUGUUGAAGGGUCGUAAUUCAUGGUAUGGGCAGCAGUUGGCUAAAGGGGAAUUAAGCCUUGAUAUGGGUGAUAGCAUAAAGGGAAAAGGGAUGAUUCAGGGAAUCUCGGCGGUGAAAGCAUUCUAUGAGCUACUUAGUCAGUCCGGUUUGAGUGUUCCACAUCCCGAAGAAAAAAAGCCCGUUGCUCCAGUUGAGCUUUGUCCCAUCUUGAAGACACUAUAUAAAAUACUAAUAGUGAGGGAGCUUCCACCACAGGCCAUUCUUCAGGCUUUGAGGGAUGAAACCAUGAAUGAUCCCAGGGAUCGCAUUGAGAUUGCGCAAAACCAUGCUUUCUACAGAGCUUCACUUCUUGGUCAGUAGUAGCCUUGAGAAUACAUACCCCAUAUCCCUUUUACUUUGAAAACCUUGUCAAUUCACCGAAGGGGAUUUAAGUGAACUAGUUGUUGUAUCAGUCAAUUUUGUGGCAUGCUAUGUAGGACUCUGGAUUUGGACAGAAGUUGUGUGAGGUUUUUUUUUUUUUUUUGUUAGAUUGUGUUAUCUUGAUUUAUUUGUUUUUCAAUUCGUUUUUACUUGGAUAAAUUCUGAAAAUGUUGUUGUCUGUACAUUUGCUACCAAAAAUCUGCAUUGAUGAAAAUAUUUCAUCACUGAGUGGUGGGUUAAGUAGUGGAU
Molecule: messenger RNA, 2504 nt
Organism: Ilex paraguariensis (yerba mate)
Lineage: Eukaryota; Viridiplantae; Streptophyta; Magnoliopsida; Aquifoliales; Aquifoliaceae
Source: the annotation of a GenBank genome assembly